GAAUAUGUGAGAUGGUAACACUGUGUUUGUUUACGUUUUAUUUUUAUUGUUAUAAAAAACUAUUUUGUUUAAAUAAAUUUGUUGACUAUGACUGUUUGCUUUAUUUGUGGAGAUUUUUCGAAUUUAGUUCUACAUACUCUUAACAAAAUAGUAGGAAGUCCUCCAAUAGUUCUCAGUAAUUUAAUUAGGCAAUGUGUUGGCGCCGACUGGAAGCUGGUACAAACUAAUAAGAUAUGUGACAAAUGCAAGAAGAAAUUAGAGGAAUUUUAUAACAUACAGUUGAAAAUGCAACAAAUUCAAAAGGAAAUUGUAGAUCUUUUAACAAAUACCUAUAAUAAACAAAAUAAAGAAUUGAAAUCUAACACACUGAAUGUUGGUGAAGAAAAUAAAAGCUUAGUUAAACAGAAGCAUACGUGUUCUCUAGGAAUUAAGCAGGAAAUAUGUGAAGCCAAUAAUAAUGAUAUGCUAACCAAAUUCGAAUGUGAUGCAGUUGCUGAUAACGAUGAUAAGCAAAGUCAAUUUAUGGAAGACAAAAGUUACGUAGUUAAACGAAAAUUAGAAAUAUUAAAACCACUCACAGAUAUACAGAGUCCCAUUUCAGGAGAUUCGCAUAAAAUUAAAUCUAUUAUUAAAAAUAAUUCUAUUUCAAAAUGUGCCUUUAAAAAUAUUUGUGAAUUAUGUGGUAAAAUUUUUCAUUCAUAUACAGGUUUUUUGUAUCAUUCUCGAACCCAUGAUCCUAUUAAACACUUUAAGUGCAGCAUUUGUGGUGAAGAGUUUCGAGAAAAAUAUGCGCUUAAGCUGCAUAUGGCAUAUCACACUGGAGAGAAGCCAUUUAAAUGUGAUAUUUGUGCAAAAUGUUUUGUACACAAGAAAAGUCUGCGAAUCCAUAAACAGAUACAUGACGAAAGCACAAGGCAAUUAAAAUGUGAACAGUGCAGCUUUAAGUUUCGCACCAAUUCCCAUUUACGGCGUCAUAUGGUAACGCAUACUGGUGCCAAACCAUAUCCAUGUCCCGUUUGUACAAAACAUUUUUCGACAAGUUAUGGUAUGAAAAAACAUCUAAAGCAACAUCAGAGUCCAGAUUGCAACAAAGAAUUACGAUAUCGUUGUAAAUUGUGCCCGCGAACUUUUACCAAUAAACAAAACUAUCAAAAUCAUUGUGAAAUUAAAAGUUGUAUUUAGUUAAUGAAA
Teleopsis dalmanni is the source of this 1191-nucleotide messenger RNA. Its product is annotated as zinc finger protein 415-like. The transcript has 2 exons. Gene Ontology annotation, cellular component: nucleus. Gene Ontology annotation, molecular function: zinc ion binding. The coding region runs from base 88 to 1182 and encodes 364 amino acids. The record is from RefSeq and is a predicted model, not a curated record. NCBI's taxonomy places the organism in Eukaryota, Metazoa, Arthropoda, Insecta, Diptera, Diopsidae.